Messenger RNA from Lemur catta (Ring-tailed lemur), 3253 nucleotides. RefSeq names its product F-box protein 40 (gene FBXO40). Gene Ontology annotation, molecular function: protein binding; ubiquitin protein ligase activity; zinc ion binding. Gene Ontology annotation, cellular component: cytoplasm. The record is from RefSeq and is a predicted model, not a curated record. Bases 210 to 2345 code for a protein of 711 amino acids. The transcript is spliced from 4 exons. NCBI's taxonomy places the organism in Eukaryota, Metazoa, Chordata, Mammalia, Primates, Lemuridae.
AUUUUUAACUGCGAAACACUUGAACUAUUUGUGUUGAAGAUUUCUCUCCUUUCCCUGCCUUCCCCACAGAGCUCUGUCCUCUGCUGCAGCGGGUGCACCCCAGCCACCUCCCCACGAUCUGCUUGCGCACAAUCAGGGACACAGGUGGAGCAGAUGCUGACUCAGCCCGUUCCAUUCAGACUUAAGCAGUAAGAAGAAAUUGGGAAGCUAUGGGCAGGGCGCGCAGGCCCCUCCCGGGGCAGCACAGGCAUUGUGAGGGAUGCUUCAACCGCCACUGCCGUGCUCCGGUGGAGCCCAGCGUCUCCUGCCUGGUGAUAAACUGCCACCUGCUCUGCGGCGCUGCCUUCCACAUGUGCAAAGAGGCAGAGCACGCGCUCCUCUGCCCGCUGGAGCAGGUUCCGUGCCUCAAUUCGGAAUAUGGCUGCCCCCUUUCCAUGUCCCGCCACAAGCUGGCCAAGCACCUGCAGGUGUGCCCCGCCAGCGUGGUCUGCUGCUCCAUGGAGUGGAACCGCUGGCCAAACGUGGACUCCGAAACCACCCUUCACGAGAACAUCAUGAAAGAGCCCCCCAGCGAGGAGUGUUUGGACACAGCCCUGGCCCUGCAGGACCAGAAAGUCCUCUUCAGAUCCUUGAAAAUGGUCGAACUUUUCCCAGAAACUAGAGAUGCCAGCGAGGAGGAGCCAGCUGUGAAUGGGGAAGCCAGCCCGGAGGACGGGGCAGGGGCGGCGGGUGGAGACGACUCCGGUUUGCUGCCGCGCGGCUGCCUGUCGGCUGCUAACGGGGAGGCGGCAGAGCUGAGUCAAGAAGAACGCGAGGCCUUGGCCAAAACCAAAGAAGGGAUGGACCUGGACAAGUUUGGCAAGUGGGAAAAUAUGUUCAGCAAAGAGCAUGCAGCCUCUGCUUUAGCAAAGUCCUCGGCAAGCUGUGAGAGCAAGAGCAGGAACGGCUCCGGGAAAGAACAGAUUUCCGGUGGCAAGAACGCGGCGGAGGGAGAGGGCACUGCCAAAGAGGAAGAACCACAGGAAAACCAGAAGCAGCGGGACUUUCGCACAACCAUGGAAACGACAGGGCUUGCUCCUUGGCAGGAUGGCGUCCUGGAAAGAUUGAAAACAGCUGUGGAUGCAAAGGACUACAAUAUGUAUCUAGUGCACAACGGGCGGAUGCUUAUUCACUUUGGCCAGAUGCCGGCUUGUACGCCUAAGGAGAGAGACUUUGUUUAUGGCAAGCUUGAGGCUCAGGAAGUUAAGACUGUUCACACCUUCAAAGUUCCUGUGAGCUACUGUGGAAAGCGAGCUCGACUUGGAGAUGCCAUGUUGAGCUGUAGGCCAAGUGAGCACAAGGCGGUGGAUACUUCAGAUUUGGGCAUCACUGUGGAGGACCUGCCCAAAGCAGAUCUCAUCAAGACCACCCUCCAGUGUGCUUUGGAAAGAGAACUCAAAGGUCACGUCAUCUCUGAAUCCAGGAGCAUUGAUGGGCUGUUCAUGGAUUUUGCCACACAGACGUACAACUUUGAGGCAGAACAGUUUUCCUCUGGGACAGUGCUGGCUGACCUCGUAACCCCUGCCAGCCCCGGGGGACUCCACGUGGAGCUCCACAGCGAGUGUGUGACCAGGAGACACAACAAGAGCAGCUCUGCUUUCACUUUCACUUGCAACAAAUUCUUCAGGAGGGAUGAAUUCCCCCUGCACUUCAAGAAUGUUCACACAGACAUUCAGUCAUGUCUCAACGGCUGGUUCCAGCACCGAUGCCCCCUCGCCUACUUGGGGUGCACAUUUGUUCAAAACUAUUUCCGUCCCCCGGGGCAAAAGGCAAAGGUGAUCUAUAGCCAGGAGCUCAAGACCUUUGCCAUCAAGCCGGAGGUUGCUCCAGAGCUGAGUGAGGGAAGGAAAAACAACCAUCUCUCAGGCCACAGAGGAAAAAGCCAGAAUUCUCUAACCAGCCUACCCCUGGAGAUUUUGCAGUACAUUGCUGGGUUCUUAGACAGCAUCAGCCUGUCCCAGCUCUCCCAGGUGUCCGUGCUGAUGAGGAAUAUCUGCGCCACUUUGCUACAAGAGAGAGGGAUGGUCCUGCUGCAAUGGAAGAAGAAGAGGUAUUCCCACGGAGGCGCCUCCUGGAGAGUCCACAGACAGAUCUGGCAGUUCAGCAGCCUCUUCUCCAAAAUCAAGAGCUGGGAGUUUAAUGAAGUCACCUCCAUGUCCGAGCACCUGAAGGCCUGUCCUUUCAACAUUGUAGAGCGCAAAACUGACCCGAUUCUUUUAACCAGCAUGUGUGAGCCCCGUGAGCAGGCCCGAGAAAGCCUGGUCUCCACCUUUAGAGCCAGAGCACGAGGAAGAUACACCUCCUAAAGAUUCAGAUGCCACCAGUCUUGGAUUUCUCCUUGGAGUUGCUGAAAGCAUUGGUAGGACAGAGUGUGGUUUUGAAGAUUCCCUUCAGUAAACUGCAUAUUUGCUUAUCAGGGCGUAUUGGAACACGCGAUGUUCAAACACAGAACCUCCGCAGUCACACCAGACCUUCAAAACCUCUGUGGUCGCACAAGACCUAAGAGCUUCCUAAGCUGUGGCUUGUAAUCAUAGUACCAUAUCGAUGACUUAAUUCCUUUCCUUUUUUUUCUUUUCCCUAAGAUAGAUCAGUCUGAGGAUAAAAUAAGUAACUUGAGGCCAUUUGGAAGAUGAACCCAACGCCUUAAGAGAUGAGAGAGCAAUGAAAUUCCAUAACUAGCACAGGCCUGUUGCUUUUACACAGGGCUUUUAGUUUACAAAGCACGUCCAGAUGUGUGGAGCAGACAGCGCAGGGAGGGGCUGAGGUACAGAGAGUUACUUCCCCGGGCUCCCAGGGCGAAGGCACAUGUUGAAGGUGCUGGGGCUGGAUCUGUCCUGUCAGUCAAGUCCAGGGCUUCUUUUAGUCCCCUACUGCCUCUAAGCCCAGAUAGUCCUAGCAGCCCAACAGAGUAGAGCCCCUGGCUGAGCUCAGCAGCCUGGAGGACACCACAGGCCAACAGAUGAGGAGCCGACGUGAGGUCACUGUGUCUGUCAUAUAGCAUCUUGGCAACAUACAGGAGGAAAACCUUGAAUAAUGGAGAGUCCAAAGGAGACCCUAUAUUUAUGGAGAAAAUUAGGACAAAAAAGCCACAAGCCUACUUUUUAACAUUUUAAUGAUGACUUAAAGCUGGGUGGAGUGGCGCAUUCCUGUAAUCCUAGCACUUUGGGAGGCUGAGGCAGGAGGAUCACUUGAGGUCAGGAACUCAAGACCAGCU